Messenger RNA from Carlito syrichta (Philippine tarsier), 883 nucleotides. It is a transcript of the gene TMEM233, whose product is annotated as transmembrane protein 233. The transcript is spliced from 4 exons. Lineage: Eukaryota; Metazoa; Chordata; Mammalia; Primates; Tarsiidae. Bases 382 to 723 code for a protein of 113 amino acids. Gene Ontology annotation, cellular component: membrane. The record is from RefSeq and is a predicted model, not a curated record.
ACUUAAAGAGCUUCCCCUGCUCUGAGCCCCCUUUUAUUCCAGACUUCUCAGUGUGGGUCUGCGCGUCCCUCCGAUGUCUUUGGGUGUGUCCGCCAGAGAGUGGAGCGUCUCCGUCUGCGUUUCCCCGUUCCUCCGGCGGACUGUCUUCCCCUGCCAUCCCCGCCUCCCCUCACUCCUUUUCUUCCUCCCUCCCUCCCUCCUUGUGGGGAGGCUCUUGGCCCGGGUCCCUGAGCCCGGGCGGGUGCUGGCGGAGGACGCAGAAGGGGUGAGGUCACGUCUCCCUUGAGCCCCGCGCCGCUGGCUUUUCAGACCCUCGCCGCUAGCCGACCGCCAGAGCCCUAGACCGCGCCGACGGUGCGCUCCUCCGCCCUCCCUGCGCCCAUGUCUCAGUACGCCCCCAGCCCGGACUUCAAGAGGGCUUUGGACAGCAGUCCCGAGGCCAACACUGAGGAUGACAAGACUGAGGAGGACGUGCCCAUGCCCAAGAACUACCUGUGGCUCACCAUCGUCUCGUGUUUUUGCCCUGCGUACCCCAUCAACAUCGUGGCUUUGGUCUUCUCCAUCAUGUCUCUGAACAGCUACAACGAAGGAGAUUACGAAGGAUCCAGGCGGCUUGGGCGGAAUGCCAAGUGGGUAGCCAUCGCUUCCAUCAUCAUUGGCCUUAUCAUCAUCGGCAUUUCUUGUGCAGUUCACUUCACAAGAAAAGGGGCUGGAAAAGCCUGACUUAGGGAGUACAAACCUGAAGAUGAACCAAAAAGCCAGGAAUAUUGCCUGAGGAGCCAGCUGUCGGUGGACUGAAAGUGUGGAGGAUGGACCUCAUCCACACACACCCCAAAGGAGUUUCUGAGGAAUGGAUCCUUGACUUCAGACUGUGAGAUCUUUU